CUGGCUAAGGCGAACAGGCUGGCCUCGUGUGUUCUGGAGCUUGUCCCAGAGGUUCCGGUGGAAGGCUUCGGGAAGGUCUGCCCCGUAUCGGCGGGCCUUUGCGGUGGGGCUUCCGGAUUUGGAGAGGAAAAAAUCUGCUUUGGUGGGUUUGUCGAUUCCGCACUAGGUUGGGCCGCUGCUGGUGUCGUUUUUGGUGUCUGAAAGGGUCCAGAUUUGCAUGAGCCGCUUCAGGGGUGUGACAGAAAUUGUUCCAGAAGCUGAAAAGGUGCCAGAAACUAGCCAAGCCAACCGCGGCAACAUAAUGCGGAAUCGACAAACAUACCAAGCCCAAAUCUGGGAACAUUUCAAGGCAGCGGAGGUGCCGCCGGGUUCGGCUUCCAUUUUCUCUUGUGUCGUUCUCCGGCUUUUCGCCUUUUCAAUAGUUUCUUUGCGAGCGUUCUGUUGUGGGAAGGGAAGGACGGGUGGCGCGGUGGCUUGGCCGCUGCGUGGCGCCUGCGGUGGGGGGCGCCGUGCUUGGCCAUAUUAUAAACGAACUACGUGGAGACGCGACGCACCUAAGGGAGGGAGAGUCGCGAAAGAUGUGUGAAGGGCGCCAGCGGCUGAUGGGGUAGGAGGUAGAGGCCGCUGAACCGGGCGAAGAAGACAACCCAGGCCACGGUGAGGGCAGGCCCCCCCGCUGUUGCUGUCUCGCCUCGUGAACGAAGUGGACAGUGGCUGGGCGGAUGGGUUCGCCCAAUGGAGGCCAAAGUCCACAGCGCUGACAAGGUCCAAGGCCGUCACUGACACAUCCAGCGCCACGCCACGUGCCGCAGCACUACCACUAGCGCCAAGACGCUCCAUCCAUUGAGCAGUUACGCGCGGCUUCACAACGGGAGUACAUGUACAACGCUACGCUGGCUCAUAUGGGAGAGCCGGCGCCAGACAAGACGCGCAGCGACUCGUGGACAAUCCACACAGACACAGACACCCUAGACGCGCUCGCGCUUCACCGCCUAGCCGACUAACAGUUUGAAAGAAAUUGAAAUUUACUUUUUUUCCCUACGAGCCAAUAUGACUUCUGUUGAAUCGACUCGGUUGCGCGCUGCGUGGGUUAUUAUGUCUAUGAGUUCGUGAUGUGGUCAUUUAUUCGUGACUUGAUGAGCGGUUGUCAUCGAUGUUAGAGGGUUAAGUCGCUCUCGCUUCUUCCGUCUGUUGAGAGACUUCCGUUCGAUUUCGGCUGAUCCAGUUGGUCACUUAAUUUUCGUUUAUCUGUCGUUCGCUUCUGUUUUGAACGGGUACGAGAGUGAGGCACGAGGGUGGAGAGUUAAUAUGGUCUUGCUCUUCGCCUCUUUCUGCUUCUUUCGCCUGUAACUUUUAAGUAGCUAGUUUGAGCCUGCUGGCCUUUUGAGUAGCCACGAUUGUUCAUGGGGGAUGGAUGGGAUUGGGUCUAGAAGAUUCUGGUAUGGUGAACCGGUACCCUUGGACUUGUCAGGAACGGUGGUCUAGAGUCAACAGUGCGAGCACCCACCCUCCCCAGUGCACUUCCACCAGAGUGCCUGGGAGGUGGGACGCCAAGGGCUGAAGCAUCAGCUCUGGGCUUUUAUCUGAUCAAUAGAAUAGGCUAUAGCUUCUGCGCGUUCGCCCUUGCUAUGCUUUCUUACGAGCGUUGAGUGUGCGAGACGCGUCUAGGUUCUGAUCCCUCUUUCCCUUCAUCCUCCUCAAGGUCAAAUAUCGCAUCUACUAAGGAUAUCCAGGACAUCUUCAAACACAUUCUUUUUUUGCCGACGCCGACCAGGUAGGUUUGAUAAAGUACGUAAUUGCUGUUUCAUAGUUGACGUAGUCCACGUACAACUCUAGCCAGGCACUACCCUAGAUCAAGACUAGAUGCGAAAGUUUUCUCCUGCAUUGUCCUUGUCACGUCCCCUCCGGGACCUCUUUCAACUCCUCUGGAUGUUGACAUUUGCAGCAGUUGGUGCUCAUGCGCGCCUCGAUGGCAAAAGGUCUUGCUUCUGCGAAGGGUCGUCUUCGUGUCCUUGUGGACCAGAAGGAAACUCUCGCAGCUCCAGCUCAUCGGGCACUAUGACUGUGAUGUGCCGGGACAUGCGACAGGGAGUUGUGACGCUGAAUGGCGACGCGGAGGGAGCAAAGAGUCUCGAAGAGUUCUUGCGAGCGCAAGGCGGUGUGAUUUGGUCGAAGGUCCCCGCCACAAAGCGUCCGUCGCGAGCUUGGAAAGAGGGGGCUCCUAAGAAAGCCAUGAACACUUUCGAGGAAUACAUGAAGAGUGACGCGGUACCACGAAUACAAUUUUUAUCGUGUUCCUCGUGUUCGUUGCAGUUUUUCACAAAUAAUACGUUAUGUAGGCGCCGUUAA
This is a messenger RNA of Amoebophrya sp. A25, 2349 nucleotides long. Lineage: Eukaryota; Dinophyceae; Syndiniales; Amoebophryaceae. The record is from the annotation of a GenBank genome assembly.